Molecule: messenger RNA, 704 nt
Organism: Dendronephthya gigantea
Lineage: Eukaryota; Metazoa; Cnidaria; Anthozoa; Malacalcyonacea; Nephtheidae
Product: proline-rich protein HaeIII subfamily 1-like
Exons: 4
Coding region: 63-704 (213 amino acids)
Source: RefSeq, a predicted model, not a curated record
UUUUCGCCCACUAGAAAGCAUUUCAAAGAUAACGUCAAGAGAGCGAAACGCCGUGGUUUAAAAUGUCGAAAGGAGUAGUGAUCUUUGUGAUAUUUUUGUCUAUUCUUGCUCCACAACUGCAGCAGUUGGAGGCAAGAGCACGUCUUUGCAAGCAUAAAAGGUUAACAGAGCAGGGAACAGAAGUUGAACCAUCACCACCAGGUCCAAAUGACGAAACAGAAAACAUUAUCGACGAGCAGGGUCAAGGUGGAAGGCGAGCUGUACAGCCAGUAAAACCUCAGGCUCCAACCAAACCUCAACAACAAGGAAAACCCCCCGCACCAACCCAACCUCCCCAACCCCCCGCACCAACCCAAUCUCCAAAACCCCCCGCACCAACCAAACCUCCACAACAAGGAAAACCCCCCGCACCAACCCAACCUCCACAGCAAGGAAAACCCACCGCAGCAGUGAAACCUCCAACCCAACCUCCACAACCCCCGGCAUCGGCCCAACCUCCACAAGGGCAGCAACCAACAACAGCCAAACCAGCACAACAAGUCCAGCAACCGCCCCAAACCCAACCACCACAACAGCCCAAACCCACACCACAAACGACACCCGCACCAAAGAACAAACACCAGAAAGAAAAAUUUGUUAAAGUCGCACUGCGGCCCCCGUGGCCUCCGCCCGGGGAGGGUGUUGGCAACAUUCCAAAGCUGUAA